AUGUACCUCUACAAGCUACAACCUGCAAUUGUGGAUGUAGCCGUAGAUCCCUCAGUUGUGGUUAAUUCAGAUGAUGAUAGAAUAAACGCCCAAGAGCUAGAGCAAAUGAAGCAAAUUGGAAGAGGUGAUUAUGGAAACGCGCAGUUUUGGGAAUCGAGCGCGACUUACCCGCAUACCUAUAAGCAAGCGCAAUCAGGCUUUCGUAGGCUCUAA
Messenger RNA from Parnassius apollo (apollo), 213 nucleotides. The record is from the annotation of a GenBank genome assembly. NCBI's taxonomy places the organism in Eukaryota, Metazoa, Arthropoda, Insecta, Lepidoptera, Papilionidae.